Messenger RNA from Rhodamnia argentea, 1112 nucleotides. Its product is annotated as auxin-responsive protein SAUR64-like. Gene Ontology annotation, biological process: response to auxin. Bases 550 to 978 code for a protein of 142 amino acids. NCBI's taxonomy places the organism in Eukaryota, Viridiplantae, Streptophyta, Magnoliopsida, Myrtales, Myrtaceae. The record is from RefSeq and is a predicted model, not a curated record. The transcript has a single exon.
GCAUCAAGUGAUGAUGGCCAGAUCUAGGAACAACCAUCAGACUCGGCUAGUUUGAGCCACAUAUUUUAGGGCUUGUUUGCAGGGAGCUUUAUGAUAUCCUGGGUCCGGCAGUAAUGUCUUGCACAUGCCCUAAACUUGCCAACUCCGUUCACUCACAAACCACCAAACUGUCUUUACCAGCAAGCGACACUUCAUCCGAAUAAAGGGAGUCUGCAAAGUUAAUUUCAUCAUUUUGUCAUUCUUAUGUGGUUUGCAGAACAUGGUGCUACGAUCAUCCCAAGCCACGGAAAUGCACUUGCUGGAAGAUGAAUUGAUGGCUUAUCCGAAACAGAUAUUGCCACCACCCUUGAUAUUCCCUACCAUUACCCAAAUCACAUGGCUCUGCACCAUCACCAGGUGGCUCACAUUAUUGCAGUGUCUGCUGAUGCACUUUAUUUAAAGGACCCCCAUAGUCCAUUAUCUUCAACUCACCACAACUUUGACAUUUCAAAGCUCUCAAACUAGAAGAACGAUUUUCCAUUUCUUCUUCCUCAUUCCAGCCCAGAGAAAAUGAUCAGCACAAAGAAACUGCUCAAGAUUGCAAGAAAAUGGAGGAGAGUAGCUGCCAUGAGUAGGAAGAGAAUCCCAUUUCCAAAAGUUGGUGGACACAAGGAACUGCAGCUCGCCGAUAGAGGCCACUGUGCUGUCUACACGGUCGACCAAAAGCGGUUCGUGUUUCCCAUAGGGUACCUGAACAGUUGUGUCAUUCAGGAGCUGUUCAGAUUAUCCAGGGAAGAGUUCGGACUGCCAAGGGACGGACCCAUCACCUUGCCAUGUGACGCGGCGUUCAUGGAUUACAUAAUUUCAAUGAUCCAGCGGCAUACUAGUGCAGAAAUCGAGAAAGCUCUCAUCCUGUCUAUCGCAACCAACACAUGCUCAUCAUCUUACUCUCUCCAGCAGAGUCAGACCGUGCAACAAUUGCUAGUCUGUAGCCAUUGAUGCUUUGUGUACUCUUCUCUUCUCUUGAGGCCUUAGAAUGUACAUAAUGAGAAAAUUGCAGCAAAAAUGGCAGUUCCUAAUUCGUAUUCCAACAGAGUCUAUUCAAAACAUAUGUUUAACUCCUAGCAGCAUUA